GGAAUUAAGGAAGAAGGAAGUGAUCAUGGGGACAAGAAAAGAGAGUGGAUGCAACAGCAGGUAUGAAUAUUCAUUCAAGAUUCUGCUGAUUGGAGAUUCAGGUGUCGGCAAGAGUAGCCUUCUUCUCAGCUUUAUCUCUCAUCCCUAUUUCUCUCACCAUCUCUCUCCCACCAUCGGUGUGGACUUCAAGAUCAGGCUGCUAAAUGUUGGUGACAAAAGAGUGAAGUUCACAAUUUGGGAUACAGCUGGGCAGGAGAGAUUUGGGACAUUAAUAAGCUCUUAUUACAGAGGGGCUCAUGGAAUCAUACUCGUGUAUGAUGUGACAAGGCCGGAGACCUUUGCCAACUUAACCAAAAUAUGGGCGAAGGAGAUAGAACGUUACUCCACGAAUCAGGAUUGUAUCAAGAUACUGGUUGCAAACAAAGUAGACAGGGAUGAUGAAAGGGUUGUAGCUACAUCGGAAGGAAUGGCGUUUGCGCGGGAGCACAAGUGUAUCUUUUAUGAAUGCAGUGCUAAAACUAGCUUUAAUGUGCAGCAGUGUUUUCAAGAGCUUACCCUCAAGAUAUUGGAGGUACCAAGUCUGUUGGAGAAAGGAUCUGCAGUUGUGAAGAAUCAUAUUUUGAAAGAGAAACAAGACUGCCAGGCACAGCAAUAUAAUAAGAGCAACUGUUGUUCUUGAAUCUUGAUUGAUAUUUUUUGAAUUAAUGCAAUUGAUUGUGAAGAGGAAAAGGAAACAAUUGUAUGUAAAAUUUUGUGUACAUUUCAUUAUAAGCUUAUGUUGUUUGCUACACUUUCAGCCUUGUUGUUUCUUUAUUACAUCAAGGAUUAUUUGUAUGUAAAAUUUUGACUAAACAUAUGGGUUUAAACA
This is a messenger RNA of Ipomoea triloba (trilobed morning glory), 868 nucleotides long. Its product is annotated as ras-related protein RABC2a-like. Gene Ontology annotation, molecular function: GTPase activity; GTP binding. The coding region runs from base 26 to 679 and encodes 217 amino acids. The transcript has 6 exons. The record is from RefSeq and is a predicted model, not a curated record. NCBI's taxonomy places the organism in Eukaryota, Viridiplantae, Streptophyta, Magnoliopsida, Solanales, Convolvulaceae.